AAACGUCACUGUCAAUGUCAAAUUUCUUCUUUUUUAUAUUAAUCUGAACUUUUGACGUAGAUGUCACAUUUAUGACAAAAACGUCAAUUUCUUGCACCUUAUGACUUAUGACUUCUUGACUUCAGUUGUUUGUAAUUCGUGAUGUAGUGAAGUUUGUCAACAAAAGAAUUGCAUAUAGGUAACGCCAGAGGAGAAUGUGAAUUCAUACCGCGAAAGUUAUGGAACACUCUGACGAAGACACCGAAUUGGAUCCCAGAAUUCAAAUCGAGCUAGAGAAAUUGAACACAACCACAGAUGAAAUCAAUAAAUUAGAAGUAGAAUACGAUGAAGAAAAUAAAACUUUUCGCAUGCUUCUCAACGAAUGCACCAGGCGACUCAAGGUCUUAUCGAAGAAGUUAGGAAGCUGCAUCGAAAAGGCCCGUCCUUACUACGAACUCCUCGAGGUUGCUAAGAAGUCGCAGCAGGAAUGUCAUGAAGCGGCAGCUCUUUACAAAAAAGCUCACGGAAUUCACGCGGCAGCAAAAGAAACAGUAGCUUUAGCGGAACAGCAGUUUUUGACCAAUCAACACGAAUGGCAGUUUGACAACGCUUGGCAGGAGAUGUUAAAUCAUGCUACAAUGAAGGUAAUGGAGGCCGAAACAAAGAAAGCUGAAUGCGGUCGCGAUCACCAGCGAAAAGCACUUGCGUGCAAGGAAAUCGAAGAAAAACUGAAAUUCCACGAGGAAAAGUUCCACAGAUCCAUAAUCAAAGCGCGCCCGUACUUCGACGAAAAGUCGCUCUGUCAGGAUCAAUUAAACACUCAAAAGUCCCGCAUAGGAUCGCUCAAACAGGAAAUACUAAACUCCAAACAAUCCUAUUCGCAAACAUUGAAGAAUCUCGAACAGAUAUCCAACGAAAUCCAUCUGAAACGGCAAGGAAAGAGCCAAGAAAACGACAUGUUGCGGGGGCCUCGAGAGCCCGGCGUUGGUGCUGAAUUAACAUCGAAUUUCGAAGAGAUACCGUUAACGAAACAAUACGCCUCACUGCCAGAUAUAUCUGUCGAACUCGAUAAAUUCGAUCGUUGUUGUAGCGGCGUUGCCAGUUCGUCGGUGAGUGAAAGGGACGAGAGCGAACUUACCCCAGAUGAUGUCGACGUUUUAUUUAGCAAAUUAGAUAUUAGGCCUGUUGAAGGGACAAGUGACAAUACGUUUGUUAGUGAAGUAUAUGUAGAGAAGUCGAAAAAUAAUGUUUAUUAGAUUGAUUAGAGAUUUUAUCAGGUUGUAAUUAGAAAUUUUAUAGUUGGCAAUAACUUCAAGUGCCGAUGAUUCAUUUGCAUUCGGGCUAAAUAAAUUAGCGAUGAGGAUAGUUUACACAAGUUAUAAUACAGGGUGUCCCAAUAAAAGUAGCCCAUUUAAUCGGCUUAUAAUUUUUGUAAAAGUUAUAGCAAAAUAUAACAUAUCUGUGAAAACCGCAUGUUUUAUAAUUAGGCGUUUACAAAUUGUAAGCUGAUUAAAUGGGCUAUUUUUCAUUGGGACACCCUGUAUUAUACGUCGUAGAGUAAUUAAAAUUUUCAAUUUCAAAAAUUGAAUACAAACACAGUGCAUUUUUUACUUUUGCUUUAAAUACAUACAUAAAUUUUAUUAGAAAUUAUUGUUCAAAACAAAGCCCCGGAUGAUUUCGAAUUAUAUGAGUUAAAUCAUUUCAAUUAUUAUUACGUGUUUUUUUAUUUGUAGUUUAUUUAAAAAUCUUGCUAUAAAAUUGUACA
Molecule: messenger RNA, 1744 nt
Organism: Phyllotreta striolata
Lineage: Eukaryota; Metazoa; Arthropoda; Insecta; Coleoptera; Chrysomelidae
Source: the annotation of a GenBank genome assembly